AUGCAGUUCACCACCACGAUUCUCCUCGCUUGCGCUUCCGUUGCCUCUGCGCAAUACACUUGGGGAGACUGGGGUGCAAUGAACCCAUGUGCUCAACCAUGCUUUGCAUCAGCCUACCCAGGAACUUCAAGUUCAUGGUCCAGCCACUGUGCUUCGCAGACUCUUCUCAAUAACUGCAUCAAAUCAUCUUGCUCAACCAUGACUGCCGUCCAGACCAGUGCUUCUGCUGCGCAAUCAGCUCAAUGUUCGGCGUUCAGUAGCUGCUCAACUGUACAGGAUGUUUGUACUUACGCCUAUCCUUGGUGGGGUGGAUGGAGUGCCUGGGGAUGGGACGGACCAUAUCAUGAUGGCAUGUAUACCGUCACUACCGACGCUCAAACCACAGGAUUGACGACUAGAACUGUCACAUCAGCUGUCAGCGGAGUUACAUCGACUGCCACUCAAACAGCUACCCUUGUCGCGGCUGCAGUCGCUUCAACCACUAAUGCCGCCGCUACGGCGACUGCGACUCAUAACGCAGGAUCGAGUCGUGGUGUCAAUGCUGCUGGAGCUCUCAUCGGCGCUGCUAUUGUUGCUAUGAUAGCUAUGUAA
Mollisia scopiformis is the source of this 591-nucleotide messenger RNA. RefSeq lists its product as uncharacterized. Lineage: Eukaryota; Fungi; Ascomycota; Leotiomycetes; Helotiales; Mollisiaceae. The record is from RefSeq and is a predicted model, not a curated record. The transcript is spliced from 2 exons. Bases 1 to 591 code for a protein of 196 amino acids.